Messenger RNA from Drosophila eugracilis, 967 nucleotides. Its product is annotated as motile sperm domain-containing protein 2. NCBI's taxonomy places the organism in Eukaryota, Metazoa, Arthropoda, Insecta, Diptera, Drosophilidae. Bases 185 to 910 code for a protein of 241 amino acids. The record is from RefSeq and is a predicted model, not a curated record. The transcript has 3 exons.
UAGAGUUGUCAGUCGUUGAUUAGCCCGCUGACUGCUCAGUCAUCACGCUCUCAGAUUAAGAAUACUUCCUCUUAGAGCUCGGGAAACAUUUUCAAAUACCUAUAAAAAGGGGUAGAUAAGGAAUUCAUAUAAAAGCCAACUGCAGGGAAUAUUUCAGUUAGUUCAGGCAAAACCAAGCAGCAACAUGCCUUCAGAUCAGGAUCCCACUGCCGAGCAGAUUAGCCAAGUCAAGACUAGCAUUCUCCAGAAACUGGAGAAAGAGCCACCAGCAGAACCUUUCCAUCCGAACGAUCUGAAGCGAAUUACCGAGAGUGACCUAUGGAUCACCAAACUUUUGCAGGUGUACGACUUCGAUGUAGAGAAGUGCAUCACCAGAUUGUGGGAUAACCUUGCCUGGCGUAAGAGUUUCGGAGUGUAUGACAUCAACGAGACGAACUUAAACCAGGAAUAUCUGAACGAUGGCUCCAUCUUUGUCCAUAACAAGGAUAAGGACGGAAAACCUUUGCUGAUCUUGACCAUUAACAUGCACUCGAAGAGCCGGAAUCUAGAUGAUCUCCUGCGAAUCAUUGUCUUCUGGAUUGAGAAGGUGCAGCGCGAAACUAACCUGGAUAAGAUGACCAUUUUUAUGGAUAUGACUGGCACGGGGCUGAGUAACUUGGACCUGGACUUCACCAAGGGUAUUAUUGGAAUGAUUGAGACCAAAUAUCCCUAUGUGCCGAAUUAUAUUCUUGUCCACGACUUGCCUUUUCUGUUGAAUGCUGCCUUUAAAGUUGUGAAGACCUUCCUGCCCGCUGAAGCAUUGAAGAUUCUUAAGGUUACCACGAAGAAGGAUCUUGACCAGUAUGUGGACAAGGAAAACAGUCUUAAACUCUGGGGCGGUAAUGACGAUUAUGUUUACAAAUUUGCCUAAAAUUGCCUUAAACUUUGUAUGAUAGUGUAAAUAAUAAUACGAUAUUUAUUGACCGGA